Molecule: messenger RNA, 2194 nt
Organism: Colletotrichum navitas
Lineage: Eukaryota; Fungi; Ascomycota; Sordariomycetes; Glomerellales; Glomerellaceae
Exons: 4
Coding region: 164-1783 (539 amino acids)
Source: RefSeq, a predicted model, not a curated record
GUCGACCACUUGCAGGCCAAGGUCAAUGCUGAUCAAAGGGGCUUCAAGCGGAAGUUUGCAUCGACCAAAGUGCUCCUUCGAAAGGACGAAUGGAAUGCUCUGGAAAAAAGCCUCGACUCGUCACUGUAUCUUUUGUCGAUAACACAGACACAGUACUUGGGCAAUGUCAACCUUUUGCACGACCUUCAUACAAGAGCAGCCAAGAUCAACGAAAAUUCCAGGUCAAUCACUGAUUGGGAACAGCGAUUCAUUCGAGGUGGACGAAGAAAAACAAAACAUAAUCAAAAGGAGAAAGCCCAGUUAUGCUCACUCUACUGUAGCAAACGCCGUUGACAUGCCAUACUCAAACUCUUUUUUACCCACCUUCCGCUUUGGCUUUGGUGCCAACUCCAGUUUCCAAUUCUCUGUUCUCACGCCAACUUGGCUCAGUGGAACUUUGUACUCAAUAGUAGCACAAAGGAGCAUCCAAGGGUGGCAGUUGAAUCUAAGAGCGUAUGAAUUGACUGAAGAUUUUCCCGGAGAAUUGUAUGUCUGUGUUGAAAGGGACGAUUAUCUUGGCUUCUUUCGAUGCUUGGAUGAGAAUAAAAUCACUCUCCAUAUACGCGAUCGGGACGGUAUGAGUUUGCUUCAGUUUUGUGUGAUAUUCCAGGCUUUCACAACGACAAAACUGCUUCUAGAACGAGGUCUUGGUAGCUACGUAAGCGAGCCAGUCAGCACAAGAACUAGUAUGCCUCUCUUACUUAGUGAUUUGCCUGUGUUGAACGUUCCCGGCUCCAGACCUCGAGACCUUCAGUUCCUCGAGCUUUUCGCAGAUCACGGUCUAGACGAUGUUCUCGACCAUGCGGACAAAAUCGGGGUUCUACUCGGGCAAGGUGCCAGUUACCCUGCUUUUCGGGCUUUUCUCAACCGUAAUGAUUUCGGUUAUGCUUUAUUACCUAUCAGGACAAGACUUUGGGGCCUGAGGGGCCUCGCAGAGAGCGGUAGCUACUGGAGCCCAGAUGAGAUCAAACAGAUCAUCCCGGAGACUGAAGAGCUCACUGAUGAAAUUAUCAAGCUUUCUGUGGAGGAAGAACAUUCACUUCUUCAUUCAUUUACCUUGUUAUUCUCACGAAAAUUGAAAAUAUGGGUGAAUCGCCCGGAUGGUGAGCAAAGGCUUGAGGAGAAGAAGCAGUGGAGCAAACUCAUCGACUCAUGUAUUCGCCAAGAUUCUAUAAGCUUGUAUCGCCUCGAGCCUACUUGGUUCUAUGACUAUGGAUUCAUCGAAUCCUCUCCAUUAUUUUCUUUUCUGUGGUCUUUUCUCGACUCAGGAAUCUACUCACGUCCGAAACUCUUUGGGCAGCAAAAUGCUAGACGGCUUGCGACAGGGUUGGGGUCAGUAUUCACCGCUUGGAUCGCGAUGUUGGCCGAUUGCGGCGUUGACCUUCUGAGUUAUGGACGCCAGGAGAGACAACUAUGCGAUGAGGGUUCCACGUGGUAUAGACGACGAUGCGUGCGGUGGGUAUGUUUGUCAGGAAUAGUUCGGCUCUCCCUCCUUGGUUUUACCUAUGGCUCUCGGCCGGAGCAGUGGAAACUCUGGUGGACUUGGGAGUACGAAGAUUAUGCAGGGGAAUUCUGGGAUUUGAUCGAAAAUCAGGAUUUCAAGAUGCCAGGGGGCUGGGUGGACGAACCUUGGGAUCACGAUGAUUUUAGACGGGAAGAAAGGCGCAGAGGAGAUAUGUGGCUGGAGAAUGAAAGCACGCUGUUGAUUUGGUCCGAGUAUCGCAAGAUUCGGCCCCCGGUCUAGCCACUAUCUUCAGUUUGCGGCACUUUAAUCAAUAGCAGUAGACAGUUAUUACCUUCGUAAUUCUACACCGUCGCUCAACUUGGGCCGCAUCGUAUCGUCAUCUACAAUGGUCACAUCAACUCCAGAACCAACUAAAUGGCCAUUUCGAGAGCUUUUCGUUUAAGACACAGUCAAUUGCGGGGACGCAAACUGCAUCUCCCCCGAGUGGCACAUCAGGAUCCUGUUGAUUGGAUUGCUAGUCCGGCCGCCCCUCGAGCCCCGGCCUUGAGUGGCCACAACCCAUGCAACAACAUGCAGUUUGCCGCCGAGACUCCAGGCCCGUCCCGUCCGCGAUACUGUGCCACAGGGCUGUGUAACAGGGGUCGAUGGGCCGAUUCUUCAGGUAUUCUUAAUCGCUCUUGGACAUUCUAG